Punctularia strigosozonata HHB-11173 SS5 is the source of this 1572-nucleotide messenger RNA. RefSeq lists its product as uncharacterized. The transcript is spliced from 2 exons. The record is from RefSeq and is a predicted model, not a curated record. Lineage: Eukaryota; Fungi; Basidiomycota; Agaricomycetes; Corticiales; Punctulariaceae. Bases 1 to 1572 code for a protein of 523 amino acids.
AUGGAUUUCAACUUCACAUCCGCACGUCAGAAGGGUACCAGCGAACGAGAAGAAAUAGACGAAGAGAUAGAAACCCUGCUCAAACGAGUCCGAUCGCUGCGCGAACGCCGCAACACUCUGGCACCCGUCUCGUGCCUUCCUUCGGAGAUACUGUCCUUCAUUUUCUGCAUCUGUGUGCACGACUCAGAGGCGGAGGCGGACACCCGGAAAUUCCCCCGAAGUCAUGCGUUCUCACAGGUGUGCCAGUUCUGGAGGGAGGUUGCUCUUGAUACUGCUGCCAUCUGGACCAUGGUGCCUCGCAACUCCUUGGAACUUACCGAAACGUUCUUGUCGCGGACAAAAGGUGCCUCACUGUCUUUCAUGAAAUCGAAAGAUGAACGUCCAAACGAUGAGGCCGUGAGGGCUAGUUUGCAGCAGCUCAGUCGCACACAAUCGCUCACACUAUAUGCGGACCCGGACAUCGCCCAGUACGCCGGCAAUCUUUCGGUUCCCGCUCCUCAUCUCGUUCAGUGCACGAUUACAUCAACCGCUACAAGCCGUCUUCCGGAUCGAUUUCUAGGUUUACAUGCCCCUCGACUUCGUACCUUGUCUCUUCGCGGGUUUGGUUGGGACGUGUUGCACUCUCCACUCGUUCACGGCUUGACGGAUCUGAACCUGGAUGGCAUACCCAUGGACUCAUUCCCCCGCGGAGAACAGCUAGUCGCGGCUCUCAAAUCUAUGCCUGACCUAACAAAACUCGCUCUCAAAGCGGCUUGGCCGCCGCUUGAAGAGCUCGCAGGUCCUUUGCGCGACGUGCCCAGAAAUGUCGUGGUGCUGGAUCGCUUGACGUCUCUCGAACUCUCCGCUGCUGGGUCCUACGUUUCCCACCUUCUAGCCUUCAUCAGGGUUCCUCCUACGGCCUUCCUGUCGGUUGAAUUUCUCCGCGAACGCACGCCCUGCGAUUUCUCUUCAUUGAUGGACAUGCUCGCAAACCAUGGUACAUGCCACAAGAACGGGCCACGCGUGUGGCAUCUAGUCUUCGGGUUCACAUUUGAUGACGAAUCGCACUGCGAACUCGCCGCGCAUACUGCACUCGUGACGUCGAGAUUCACACCUGCUUUACUCCGCGUCGCCGUUCCAUCCGAGCACAAGCAAACCCUCGCCGACAUCGCCUAUGCCAUACGAGGCGACGACAUCGAAUGCUUGGAAGUGGAGUUCUCGCAUCCUGAGGUCCACGAUUGGGCUACCUUCGCCACUCAGCUUCUGGUUCGCGGUGAGCGCGCAAAAGAGCUGCGCGUAGACUUCAUCGACACCUCCAAGACGGUGAUUCCUCUUCUCCUUGCGCCAUCCCCCGUCCUGCUACCUGCACUGCAACGAAUUCAUUUCAAUCUGGCUUCCCAAGCGCCAUCUUCCGAAGCGAUCGCUUCCUGGCAGGAACUCCUCCUACAGAGGUACAAAACCUCGAACACCAUGUUGGAAGUUGAGUUCUCGGAAGUAGCAAGGCUCAAAGACGAAGUGAUGGACAGUAUUUGCAAGAUUACUGGACCAGGUCGUGUGUUCCUAGUUGAUGGCGAUCGACGCGAGGCUUGGUGA